Molecule: messenger RNA, 1412 nt
Organism: Phyllostomus hastatus (greater spear-nosed bat)
Lineage: Eukaryota; Metazoa; Chordata; Mammalia; Chiroptera; Phyllostomidae
Gene: SCRT1
Product: scratch family transcriptional repressor 1
Exons: 2
Coding region: 345-1412 (355 amino acids)
Biological process (GO): regulation of DNA-templated transcription
Molecular function (GO): RNA polymerase II cis-regulatory region sequence-specific DNA binding; DNA-binding transcription factor activity, RNA polymerase II-specific
Source: RefSeq, a predicted model, not a curated record
GCCUGUCCAGGGGCGGCACUGCGGGCUGGGAAGCCGGGACCAGAGGAGGGAAGGAAGGAAGGAAGGAAGGAAGGAAGGAAGGAAGGAAGGAAGGAAGGAGGAAGGAGGAAGGAGGAGAGGAAGGAGGGAAGGGAGAGAAGAGACCAGAGCCGACGGGCGAAGAGCGGAGCCAGGAGGAAGGAAGGGGCGGAGGCGGAGGCGCUCCUGCCGCAGCACCCGAAGGCCGGAGCGGGGACCCGCGCUGCCUCCCGCCGCUCCUCGGAUGGUGACGGGGCCUCGCCGCGGCCGCAGCCCCCCCGCGCCCCGGCUCCGCAGGCCCGCAGCGCCGGAGCCCCGCAGGAACCAUGCCCAGGUCCUUCCUGGUCAAGAAGGUCAAACUUGACACGUUCUCCUCGGCGGACCUCGAGAGCUCCUACGGGCGCGCCCGCGGCGACCUCGGCGUGCGACUGCACGAGAAAGGAUACCUCAACGACUACGCGGGUCCUGCCUCCGUCUACGAUGGCGACACCGAGGCGGCCUUGCUUAAAGGGCCGUCCCCGGAGCCCAUGUACGCUGCGGCGGUACGGGGGGAGCUGGGCCCGGCGGCCGUGGGCUCGGCGCCGCCGCCCACCCCGCGCCCGGAGCUGGCCACGGCGGCGGGCGGCUACAUCAACGGCGACGCGGCCGUCAGCGAGGGCUACGCGGCCGACGCCUUCUUCAUCACCGACGGGCGCUCGCGCCGCAAGGCCGCCAAUGCCAACGCCGCCGCCGCCCCCUCCACGGCCUCGGCCCCCGACGGCGACGGCGGCGGAGGCGGGGCUGUGGCAGGUGCGCGCGCCGUGGGGUCCGGCGGCCGGGCGAGCACACGCGCAGGGGCGGGCACCGAGGCCCGCGCGGGGCCCGGGGCCGGCGGCGCAGGGGGCCGGCACGCCUGCGGCGAGUGCGGGAAAACGUACGCCACGUCGUCGAACCUGAGCCGCCACAAGCAGACGCACCGCAGCCUGGACAGUCAGCUGGCGCGGCGCUGCCCGACGUGCGGCAAGGUGUACGUGUCCAUGCCGGCCAUGGCCAUGCACCUGCUCACGCACGACCUGCGCCACAAGUGCGGCGUGUGCGGCAAGGCCUUCUCGCGGCCCUGGCUGCUGCAGGGCCACAUGCGCUCGCACACCGGCGAGAAGCCCUUCGGCUGCGCGCACUGCGGCAAGGCCUUCGCCGACCGCUCCAACCUGCGCGCGCACAUGCAGACGCACUCGGCCUUCAAGCACUUCCAGUGCAAGCGCUGCAAGAAGAGCUUCGCGCUCAAGUCCUAUCUCAACAAGCACUACGAGUCCGCCUGCUUCAAGGGCGGCGCCGGCGGCGGCGGCGGCGGCGGCGGCGGCGGCCCCGCGGCCCCCGCGCCGGCCGCACCGCAGCUCAGCCCCGUGCAGGCCUAG